AUGCCCCCGCCUACAAGCGCCAGCGGCGCCACAGUCGCCGCGGUCUCCGUUACAACGACGCGCCUUUUAAUCACCUACCACCCACACGACCUGCCGCCCGGCGGCGAUCCGCUCGUAGUGAGCAGCCCAGCGCCUCUUUAUAAGUACUCUCGAUACGAGCCAGCAGGGCUCUCCUUCCACGAAGCUGCGAAACGACUGGCGGGAUUCCACGCGGCGGGGGAGGAAGAUGCGGAGGAAGUGGACGAGGGAAAGGGCGAGAAGGUGAAGGACUCAGUCGAUUCGUCGGCAGAUGCAGCACUGCGCUUCCACCCGGACCCGGACAAGCAGGCCGCAAUGCUGCUGGAGGAGCAAAGAGGCGAGACGAGAGCAGCAAUGAAGGGAGAAAUCGAGACCAAGUUGAAGGCCAUUCAGCUGGCUGCACGAGAUGCGGCACUCCGCUUCCACCCGGACAAGCAGGCGGCAAUGCUGCUGGAAGAGCAAACAGAUGAGGCGCGGGCAGCCAAAAAAGAAGAGAUCGAGACCAAGUUCAAGGCGAUCCAGCUUGCCUACGAGACCCUCUCAGACCCCGCCAAGCGCCGAGUCAAGCAAAGAAAACAGCAGCAGCAGCAGCAGGAGAGGAAGGGAGAGGAGUGGGAGACUCCAGUAACAGAAGAGGAGUUGGAGAGUCUGGGGCAGGCCUUGGAGCUGGAGAAGCUGCGAGCGCUCUGUGACAAGCUGGAAUCCUUGUCCGCUUCUGCUGGUUCUGAUGCUGCUGCUGGCACUGCAGCAGUGAAGCGGCAAACCCUCCGACUGUUCUCCACCGCUCUGAAAGUCAACCGGUGGGACGGGCACAGUCCGGACUUUGAGUACCAGCAAAUCCCCGUGGUUCUGUCGGAAUCUGCGGCAGCGGCGGCGGCGGCAGCAGCAGCGGAGCGAGAGGCGGAGGCUGAGAAAGAGAGAGAGGCGAGAAGGGCGGCAGGGGGGAGUGGGAAGCCGUGGACGCGGGAGGAGAUAGAGCUGCUGAGGAAGGCGGUGGGGAAGUUUCCCAAGGGGACGGGGCAGCGGUGGGAGGUGAUAGGGGAGUAUUUAGGCACGGGGCGAUCGGCAGAGGAGGUGGUGCGGGCGACCAAGACGGUGCUGCUGCAGAAGCCAGACGACACCAAGGCGUUUGACAGCUUCCUGCAGCGUCGCAAGAACCCCAAGGACAUUGCCUCGCCUCUCUCCACUCGUGAAGAAGUUGAUGCUGCCGCUGCUGCUCCUGCUGCUGCUGCUGCUGCCGCUGCUGCUGCUCCUGCAGGCGCACAGGAGGGGGAGUCAGCAGGCGCUGCGAAUGGUGUGGCUGCCGAGGCAGGUGCAGCCGGGGCAGGUGCUGCUGGUGCGGGUGCAUCUGCAGGGGCAGAAGGGGCAGUGGAUGUGUGGGGCGAGGCACAGGAGGUGGCGCUGGUGAAGGCACUGAAAGCCUUCCCCAAGGACACUGAUAAGAGGUGGGACCGCAUAGCAGCAGCAGUGCCGGGCAAGAGCAAGGCGCAGUGCUUCAAGAAGUUCAGCGAGCUCAGGCAGAGCUUCCGAACCAAGAAGAGUGGUGCGGCGGAGUAG
Messenger RNA from Closterium sp. Naga37s-1, 1575 nucleotides. NCBI's taxonomy places the organism in Eukaryota, Viridiplantae, Streptophyta, Zygnematophyceae, Desmidiales, Closteriaceae. The record is from the annotation of a GenBank genome assembly.